CCAUCGGGCACUGUCAACAUGUACAUGACCCGGAAGUUAAAGGAAAACAUUCCAAGACCUGCAGACCUUCGAACCUUGUCUGACGACCAGAAAGUUUCAAUGUGGACCAAAUGAUGUUGGCUGAAGAUACAAACAACCAGUUUGACAAGGUAGCGUCUGUUCCUGUCGGUUAUGCAGGCAGCCAAGCAGUGUACUCAACAUGGGCUACAAAAUAUGAGGAGGACAUGACAAACAUGGGAUACAACGGGCCGCGGCAGAUCGUCGCCCUGAUGCACGCCGCGCUAGGCGGGGUCACUGACCCCAGCAGUGUCCGGGUGUUAGACGUGCCUGCCGGGACGGGCAUGGUGGGAUCGGAGUUGCAGAAGCUCGGAUACACGAACGCAGACGGUCUGGACGCCAACCCGGACAUGCUGAAGGUUGCAGAGAACAAACAGGUCUACCAGAGGCUGAUAGAGGCAAAACUGGGCACAGGACAGCUACCUGUAGAUCUAGAGCCAAAUAUGUACGACGCUGUUCUACUGGUCGGUGCCUUCUCUCAGAAUGGGACACAUCUUCCCUGUAAAUGUCUGGAAGAUCUGGUUCAAAUCACAAAACCAGGUGGACUCAUCAUCGUAGGCACUGGUUCUGAAACACUACAGUCAGACGUUGGAGCGGCGCUGGUGGCAACACUACAGGACCUUCAGGAACGAGCUCUUUUGUCAAUAAUCGACAAAACCACCCGGUCCGGUUACUUCAGGGACUGGGAGGGAACGUUUUUCGUCUGCAGGGUGACGUCAUGAUAGAUGUAUCAUGUAUACGAUAUAGAGCUCGGGGAUUUACGAUAUUGUCGAAUAAACUUGCUUGACUCUUCA
Molecule: messenger RNA, 851 nt
Organism: Branchiostoma floridae (Florida lancelet)
Lineage: Eukaryota; Metazoa; Chordata; Leptocardii; Amphioxiformes; Branchiostomatidae
Product: methyltransferase-like protein 27
Exons: 5
Coding region: 111-779 (222 amino acids)
Source: RefSeq, a predicted model, not a curated record